Messenger RNA from Mesocricetus auratus (golden hamster), 668 nucleotides. Its product is annotated as 60S ribosomal protein L13-like. Gene Ontology annotation, biological process: translation. The transcript has a single exon. Gene Ontology annotation, cellular component: ribosome; cytosolic large ribosomal subunit. The coding region runs from base 1 to 633 and encodes 210 amino acids. The record is from RefSeq and is a predicted model, not a curated record. Gene Ontology annotation, molecular function: structural constituent of ribosome; RNA binding. NCBI's taxonomy places the organism in Eukaryota, Metazoa, Chordata, Mammalia, Rodentia, Cricetidae.
AUGUCGCCUAGCCGGAAUGGCAUGAUCCUGAAGCCCCACUUCCACAAGGAUUGGCAGCGGCGAGUGGACACUUGGUUCAACCAGCUGGCACGAAAGAUCCGCAGACGCAAGGCCCGGCAGGCGAAAGCAGGCCACAUUGCCCCUUGCCCCGCGUCCAGCCCCAUCAGGCCUAUCGUGAGGUGCUCUACGGUGAGAUACCACACCAAAGUCCAAGCUGGCCGGGGCUUCAGCCUGGAAGAACUCAGGGUGGCCAGUAUCCAUAAGAAAGUGGCUCGCACCAUUGGCAUCUUUGUGGACCCAAGGAGGCGAAACAAAUCCACAGAAUCACUACAGGCCUAUGUGCAGCGCCUGGAGUACCGCUCCAAGCUCAUCCUUUUCCCCAGGAAGCUGUCUGCUCCAAAGAAGGGAGAUAGUUCUGCUGAAGAGAUUAAACUGGCCACCCAGCUAACGGGACCUGUGAUGCCCAUCCGGAAUGUCUACAAAAAGGAGAAAGCCAGAGUUAUCACAAAAGAAGAGAAGAACUUCAAGGCUUUUGCCAGUCUUCGCAUGUCCCGGGCCAAUGCCCGGCUCUUUGGCAUCCGAGCAAAAAGAGCAAAGGAAGCUGCAGAGCAGGAUGUUGAAAAGAAAAAGUGAUGUGCUAUUGGGGUGUUGCAAUAAAGUUUUCCAUA